Molecule: messenger RNA, 2064 nt
Organism: Penicillium chermesinum
Lineage: Eukaryota; Fungi; Ascomycota; Eurotiomycetes; Eurotiales; Aspergillaceae
Exons: 6
Coding region: 1-2064 (687 amino acids)
Biological process (GO): intra-Golgi vesicle-mediated transport; endocytosis; endoplasmic reticulum to Golgi vesicle-mediated transport
Cellular component (GO): Golgi apparatus
Molecular function (GO): GTPase activator activity; protein binding
Source: RefSeq, a predicted model, not a curated record
AUGCCGAAUGGCAUCAGCAAGCGCCAGCAGCUGCGCAAUGAAAAGGCCUUGGCCGAAUUAGUUCGCUCUGUCCCUGGAAAUGACCGCUGCGCCGACUGUGAGGCUUUGACUCCAGGAUGGGCCAGCUGGAAUAUGGGUAUCUUUCUCUGUAUGCGCUGCGCCUCGAUCCACCGCAAGCUGGGCACACACAUCUCCAAGGUCAAGUCUUUGUCGAUGGAUACUUGGUCCGCGGAGCAGGUGGAUAAUAUGAAGUCCCAUGGCAAUCUACUCAUGAACAAAAUCUAUAACCCGAGAAAUGUGAAGCCGCCUGUUCCGACUGAUGUUGACGAGACGGACUCCGCCCUUGAACGUUACCUUCGGGCGAAAUACCAAUAUCGAACCCUGGCGGAGGGCAAGCCUAAGCCUCCGAGUAGAAGCGAUGAGAGCUACAGCCGAUCUCGUGAAGGACCCAGGUCUAGGUCUCCCGAGUCUCCAGAAGGAUCCCCUCCUCCGCUUCCGCCGAAUCCAGAUCCUCGCCAUCAUCUGACCAAUGGUCCCCUCCACCCCCCUAAGAGGUCGACUUCAGGACUCGGCGCCCCAGUCGCUGAUGUCACCACAGCAUCCUUUGAGGCGAAGAUGGCGGCAAUGCGGGAGAUGGGCUUCACCAAUGACCGACGGAACGAGAUGGUCUUGAAGGGGUUGAAUGAGGACUUGGACCGGUCAAUAGCCACACUGCAGAGAUUGGGCGAGGGUAAUGGCCUGCCUGUCACACGAUCUAAAACACCGACUGCAACUCGCGCCGACACUUCAGUGCCGCCUCCAAUGCCUCCAAGACCUGCUACGCAAGGCAACGCCUCCAACUCCACCAACCCAUUCGACAAGCUUGACGCAACCCAGACUGAGCAAGUGCCGCCAGUCCCACAGUCGCAAGCAACGCUAUCUGCACAAACUGCGUCCUACAACCCAUUUGACCAGCCGGCACGGACACCACAAUCUGCACAGCCCUUGGAAGCGUCUUUCCAGAACCUACAAGUGACCCAACCAUUAUUCCCACACUCUACUGGAGGAUAUCCUCAGCAUGCGAACUCAUUACCUCAGCUUACCGCCUACCAGCAGCCGUUCACCCCCCCCGGCGACGGCGACCUUCGCGCAGAAUGGCUACACAUCUUCCCCGCAAGCCCUCCCCAGCUCCAGGGUGGCAUGGCCAACCAACCCCAGUCAAAUGCUGGUGCUGUACAGAAUAACCCGUUCUUCAGUAACCAACCACAGAAUGGGCUUGCACAGUCUCAGCUGCAACAAAAUGGGAUCCCCCGUCCACCCCAGCACGCGAACACGAUGCCAACGUUGUCUUCCACUUCAUCUUUUGGUACGUCUCCGUUCGGGGCUGCUCCCUCUGGAAAUUUCCAGAGUCAGCAACAACCACAGCAACAACCGCAAGGCCUGGCUCAAGGUUCCCACAACCCAUUCCAACAGAGCAUGGGGCCAUCUACUCCCCAGAGUGCAGGAUUCACAAAUUCUUUCCCGACUCAACAGCCGCAACAACUGGCCCCGCAAGCCACCGGACGAGUGGACAAGGGAAACAUUCUGUCUUUGUACGGCUCCGCUCCGACGGCCCCGGUUCCUGCUAUCCCGCAACAACAUUUGGUCCAGUCUGGUCUCGGAACGAGCCCUACCCCGCCAGUUCCAAACUCCUUUGGCUCAACGCAGUUUGGCGCUGGAAAUAUUUCCAACGCCUCGCGGAACCCAUUUGAUGGUCCUGCUCCGGCUGCUCCUCCCGCGCCAGCAGGAUCAGGCCUUGCCGCCCAAGCUGGCAUUAACACUUUUCAGCCGUCUGCAGGACUGGGUCUUGGACUUGGCACCAACGGAACUUCUUCGCAGCCCUUGCAAACUGGCAACGGGGUGAACAUGAGUACCGGUCUAGGCGUGGGUCUGAAGAGCAACAACCCGUUCCCUUCUUCCACGACUAGUCCAUUCGCCCGACCGCCAAUCCAUUCCCAUCUUCCAGCAAUAACCCCUUCCCUCCUGUCAACAACAACCCUUAUCCUUCGCAGCCCGCAAGUUCUGCCUUUUCUCGCCCUCACAUGA